Molecule: messenger RNA, 1143 nt
Organism: Cantharellus anzutake
Lineage: Eukaryota; Fungi; Basidiomycota; Agaricomycetes; Cantharellales; Hydnaceae
Exons: 4
Source: RefSeq, a predicted model, not a curated record
CCAAGGACACCCUUUUUAUUUUCGAGGGCGCUAUUCUCUCUUUCAGUCAUCCCCCUCUUUCCCUGACCUCUCCCUCUCUACCUGGAAAGUUUUUCCCCCUGACCGACAAGUAUAUCUACCCAUCACCUUUCUUUCAACCUGCACUCCCUCCUUUUCGAGUCCACAGCUACCCCCUGCUACUACCACCGCUGCCAGUUAACGACUACGAUGCGUCUUCCGACAUCUCUCCUUGCUCUCAUCCUUCUCUGCAUUUCAGUCUCUGAUGCAACACCCAUCAUGGCCAUUCGCCACCGAGGCGGUGAUGGCGUGAUUCGUCACCGUUCCGCGUUCAACGCCACCAAUGACCAUCCUGUUCUCGCGCGAGCUCCACCUCCAGGGAAUUUGCAGAGGUCCAUUCAAGGCCGUGCUGCUCGACGAUGUGCCGCGAGGUCGUCGUCAUCCACACCUCCUGCUUCGACGUCGACUAGUUUUACCGUUCCAGGGAAUGUCGGCUAUGACCCGGGAACGUCAACCUCAUCUACGCCAUCUCCCUCAAACACUCCAACGAAGGUUAUCCCUCAGUAUUGGCCGACGAAGACUCAGUCUGGGUACACGUAUGAGGCUACAAGAGCCAGUCCUACCGAUGCGUUCCUAACUUCCAUCUCCGAGGCCUUGAACAAUGAUAAUAACCCGGCGUUCCAAAAGACGUACACUGGCGAUCUAACAUACUACGAGACGGGCAUUGUUGCCUGCGGCGAUACGUACACAGACGACACGCUCACUGCAGCGGUCUCUCACCUGCUUUAUAACUCUUGGCCAGGUGCUAUUUCCAACCCAACCCUGAACCCUAUCUGCGGUCCUUUUACCCCAGGUCGCAAAGCCCUCAACAGCGCCGGCCUAUUUUAUGAUGCAAUCACCUCAUCAGUAGGUUCUGUCUGGAUCGGAGGUGAUGGCAUCCCAUCAUGCGAUCCUUCAGUUAAGGUCCAAUGCCACUUGCCAAUGACAGUCACCAUCACAAACCCUGCUAACGGGAAGAGCGUGAGCGGGGUCAAGAUUGUCGACGAGUGUGCCGGGUGUAAGGGGAUCGGCGACAUUGAUGUGACCCGGACAACAUUCGGGAUGCUGGGGGACGCAGAUCAGGGAAGGAUAAGUGGAAUCCAGUGG